AUGGAAGCCGUUCGUUGCGUUGCCGCUCAACGUCUCUCUAGUUUCCCCUCGCAAGUUCUCUCCGCCAAGAUUCCGCGGCGCAUUUCUAAGGACAGCCCAACCGUCCUCCGAGUCUCGUGCGAUUCCUCCGCCGAAUCAACCCUAAGCCGAAGCGCGGCGAGGAAGAGCUCUGAGGCCGACACGUGGCAGGACGUGGAGCGCCGUUCGCCUUUCCUUGAGCGCGAGACCACGGGGUUCGUCAGCAACAGCGUGUAUCUCGCCGACUCAGCAACGCUUUUACCCGGAAGCCAUACGCCUCUAGUCGACGAAGACGGAUACAGCCACGAUUUCGCAGAGGACGAACGCUUGUCGCGGAUCGGCGAGAGCGUCGACGCGUGGGAGGACCGGAAAGUCGGCGAGUUUAUGACCCCGAACCCGUUGUGUUUCCGAAAAGAGACGUCGCUAUGCGCCGCGGCGAAGGCACUACUGCGGUAUCGUCUCACGGGAGCGCCCGUCGUGGAGCCGCUCGAAGGGGAUGCGGUGGGAAUGGGUCGGCUCGUUGGCGUGCUGUCGCAACGGGAUCUGCUCUGGAAGCAGCGGAAACCUUUUCCUUCUGAAGAGGACAAGAUUCACCGCCUCUCGUGCUACUACGGCAACCUGAACCACGGGCCCAUGGUGGACACGCUGAGACAUCAGAUCACGAAAAUAAUGAGCGAGAAGGUCGGGGAAUCAAUGACAGACACGCCCAUUUACGUCGAGGCGGACGCGCGGGUCUCAGACGCUGCGGAGUUGAUGCUCAAUCAUAAUAUUGCCCGUCUGCCAGUUGUUGCACCAGUUGGCGACGAGGAUGGACGGAUGACGGUGGUUGGAAUAAUCACGGAAAGCGACGCGCGUUUCCAUGAGGUGGAGCUGCCACACAGCAUGGGAGCGAAUUCUAGCCGAACGAUAACCAUGGCGAUCUCGAAAGCUGGUCUCCUCGUGCUCCUCGUGGCCGCCGCUACCCUCCUUCACGCCUCGGGACAGACGGAGCCGUUUCUGGUAACCAAGGCCCGUCAGACCCGUGCCGCAGCCAUCAACGCCACUGCCGAUUCCCAGAAAGCUGACGCGCUCGCAGCGCAGCGCGCCCAGGAGCUCCUUGCCGCGAACCAAACCCUCGCCGACGCCACCGCGACUUACAACGACGCGUUACCACUCGUGAACCGUCUCAAGACCGUCCUCGCGACGAAAAUCACGGCGAAGAACCAAACCGCUACAGCCAUCCCCGCUGCACAGGACAAGCUCGAUGCUGCCGUGGCGAUUCUGAACAAAACCACCGCGUCAGGCACGAGCCUCGCAGAUCUGAAAGCGGCCGUUGAAGACGCGAAGAAGCGCGUUAACAUGACGGCCGAGCAGGUUGACGGUCAGAAGGAAGAGCUCUUCGACGCGCAGUCGACCGCCUUGCAGGCAUCUAAGGAUGCUGCUAACUCUAGUCUGUCGGCCACGGAUGCUGCCGCUGCUCAAACCGCGGCGAACGACGCGAAUGCGGCGCUCACGCUCGCCCAGACGAUUUUGGACGACAUGAUCUCCCAGGCGAAUCGCGCGCAGCAGCUGCUGGCGAAGCGGCAGGAUGCCCUGGACAACCCUACCUCGACAGCUUCCGCGCUUGCGGCGCAGAAGGCGGCGGUUGAUGACGCGCAGGCGGCGCUGGAUGCGGCGGUGAAGGCGGACGCGGCAGCGGCUGCGGCGGUGGUUAAGGCGACGAACGACGUGAGCGACGCGAACGCGUCAAUUCCGAUCAAAUCCGCGGCGGUUUCGAACGCGAAGAUCGCGCAGAGCAAGGCUGUGACGCUGAAAGCGAGCGCGGACAGCGCUGCUGCGACGAUGAAGUCCAAGAUGACCACCGCUGUGGCUGCUGCUCAGUCCGCGGAGGCCGCUGCGAAGUCUGCUGGUUACACGUGGACGUGGUAA
This is a messenger RNA of Closterium sp. Yama58-4, 1926 nucleotides long. NCBI's taxonomy places the organism in Eukaryota, Viridiplantae, Streptophyta, Zygnematophyceae, Desmidiales, Closteriaceae. The record is from the annotation of a GenBank genome assembly.